GCUCUCGCACUCCUUCAGCGCUGACCGGUGCUGGCACAAAUAGCACCACUGCUCUGGGAGCACUUUUAAUCAACAUUUGUGGUGGAUAUGCGGUGAUCACACUUCUCAUUUAACGCAGUUCAUAGAGGUUGGGCAAUGUGCUAAUGAUGCCACCAUUCAGUGAAUGGGAUUUGCACCUUUGUUUAUUGCAUUUAUUCCAGUGCAACGGCAUCAGUAUGACACUUAAGUGAGCCUCUGUCUUUCAAGCCAAAGUCGCUAAGUAAAGAACUCCAGCAGUCUACUAAGGCUGUGUCUGUAUGGAUGGGAAUGGGAACACGGGCUGCCUGCAAUAACCAUGUACAAAUUACAUGGAAACAUCAUGUUUUUACCAUACUGCUGCUUGUUCUUGUUUUAGCAUUACAAGCAUCGGCCCAGUGUAGGAUCCUAAAGUGUAACUCAGAAUUUGUGGCAGCAACUUUAGACCUGGGAGGCAGUGGUGGUGGUGGUGGUGGGAAAGAUGCAGGCAAUGUAGGUUACUGCAGCGCGCUGCGCUCCUACGCCACCUGCACCCGGCGCACUGCCCGUGCCUGUCGAGGUGACCUUGCUUACCACUCUGCAGUGCAGGGCAUUGAGGACUUGCUCAUUCAGCACCGCUGUCCUAAGUCAGGGCCCACGGCUCAACCCCGUCCUCUACCCCAGACCCCGGUAUCUGGGGAUGCCUGCUUUUAUGAGAAAAACUAUGUACAGCGCGAAGGCCGUGCACCAGAGUACCUGCACUGUGGUGUGUUCGGAGACCCUCAUAUCCGCACCUUCAACAAUGAGUUCCAGACUUGUGCUGUACCUGGAGCCUGGCCCCUCAUUGACAACCAGUUUCUCUACAUACAGGCCACCAGCUCAGCCACUAGAGAGAGCUCUCAUGCCACUACUCUUACCAAGGUCACUAUAAUUUUUAAAAACUGGCGGGAGUGUGCUGAGCAGCAGAUUUACCAAGCCGAGAUAGACAAUGUCCCUGCAGCAUUUGUAGAUGGUUCUACAAGCAGUGGUGAGCGGCGUGGUCAGCACAGCCUGCAGGUGCGUUCCCAAGCCCUGGGACGCCAUGCUGAGAUCUGGGCAGCGCACAUUGGCACCACAGUGGUGGUACGUCAGAGCGGCCACUCGCUGGGGCUAGCUGUGCGCUCUCCACGUGCCAUUAUCGAAUCAUAUACCCCUGAGCAGGACUUGCAGCUGUGCCUGUGGGGAUGCCCAGCAUCUCAGCGCUUACAAACACCACCUGUGUGGCCCACCACACAUGCAUACAUACACUGUUCAUCGUUAUUGCCAGCACAGGACGUCUACUUCCAAGCAUGUCUUUUUGAUCUGCUGGCCACUGGGGACAUGAACUCCAGCUCGUCUGCGCUCGAGGCUUUGGAGGAUGCCCGAGCCAUGAUUGCUGACCCAGAAAAGGUGCAUCUGUUAGCAGCUGCGGCAACCAUCAGGCAACCAUCAUUGCUCAUGACAGCAUUCAUGACCCUGCUUACAAUUAGACUCAUGUUUUAAAUGUGAUCAUGCUGGUAUCACUCAAAUGGCAGCUAUUUUCUAUUUUGAGAUUUUUUAUAAAAUAGUCAUACUGUACCUCUUUCAUGUCCUAUUUUCUCAAAACCGUGAUGACUAAACAAACAGAUCUAUGUAAAAUGGAUGUCCCGAUAUAUGAUUAUAUGUGAUCUGAAAUAUUCUCCAGUAAUAUGGAAUGUUAUUGUUAAGUUAAUUUACAAUACUGUAAUAUUAUUUAAUAUAGAAAUCUCUGUUAUUAUGACUAGGUUGAAAGGAAUGGAUGUCCCACAGGAUGUACUCGAGCAGACAGUCUGGAACUGUCUCUUGGGAGACUCAGUAUUAUGUUAUUUAAAAAUAUGUAAGUAAAAUCUUGGUCAAUUUUUGAUAUGAUCUUUUUCAAUUCAUAUUAAAAAAACAUGAAAACAUAUUAGAUUGUAGGCCUUCUAUUACCACAAACAAUGGCUUUCAAUUCUAAAACAGUUUUAAAACCAGAUACUGUUUUUACAGUUACCAUUCCUUCAGUGUUUGAGGUAAAUCAUACCUGGGACCACAGUGACUGUGGAAUGAGUUUUAACAUAUCAUUAUAAUCUACAUCAACACAUCUACCACAUAUAUUUCAUGGAUGGUCAUGUCAAGCUCUAAUUGUGUACCUUGUUUUACUUGUGUGCAUAUACUGUAUACUACAAGUCAAAAGUUUGGACACACCUACUCCCUAAAGAUUGUUUUUCUUUUCCUAUUUUCUACAAUGCCAAAGGCUAUAAAGGUAUGAAAAAGAACAAAGCAAAAAGUAUUAAAAAAUAUCAAACAAAA
Messenger RNA from Clarias gariepinus (North African catfish), 2319 nucleotides. RefSeq names its product hemojuvelin BMP co-receptor (gene hjv). Gene Ontology annotation, cellular component: plasma membrane. The record is from RefSeq and is a predicted model, not a curated record. The coding region runs from base 301 to 1515 and encodes 404 amino acids. Lineage: Eukaryota; Metazoa; Chordata; Actinopteri; Siluriformes; Clariidae. The transcript has 5 exons. Gene Ontology annotation, biological process: BMP signaling pathway. Gene Ontology annotation, molecular function: coreceptor activity.